Messenger RNA from Cornus florida, 2013 nucleotides. Its product is annotated as protein IQ-DOMAIN 23-like. The transcript is spliced from 4 exons. Gene Ontology annotation, molecular function: protein binding. Lineage: Eukaryota; Viridiplantae; Streptophyta; Magnoliopsida; Cornales; Cornaceae. The record is from RefSeq and is a predicted model, not a curated record. Bases 265 to 1713 code for a protein of 482 amino acids.
AAGUCACCAUCUUUAAUUUGCGCGGGUCCAAGUUCCCAACUAACCUAUACGGGUGUGUCACCAACUUCUAUAAUCGCUUCUAUACAGGCAGUACACACAGUCACACACAUUUGUAAUACGCAGAUAUAGUCUAAUUACAACAGUCAAUCAGUCUCAACUUCCCAAACAAGCUUCUCCUCUCUCACACACACAUACACACAGAUUCUUAUUGUCUGAAAGUUGAUAUUGCUAAUUAAAAUGGUGGCGAUUCGGCUGCAAUGAGAGAUGGGUAAGGCAACCAAAUGGUUCCGGUCACUUUUAGGGGCCAAAAAGUCGUCGGACUCGCAGCCGGCGUCUAGUGGGUCAGAUUCCCGGCAGGCGAAGGAGAAGAAGAAAUUGGGUUUCAUCAGAUCCUUUAACGGCAAUAAACUUAGCGUUGGGACCAGAGGUUCCUCUGGUGAGGCUUCUUCUUAUGUGGACGCGAACAAGCACGCGAUAGCCGUGGCGGCAGCGACUGCGGCUGUGGCAGAAGCUGCUCUUGCGGCGGCGCACGCGGCGGCGGAGGUUGUGAGGCUGACGAGCGGUGGGAAUAGGGCCACCGCGGCGUAUGUCAGCGGGCGGCGGGAAUCGGCGGCUGUGAAGAUUCAGUCGGCGUUCCGAGCUUAUCUGGCUAGGAGGGCCCUGCGGGCACUGAAGGGCUUGGUGAAACUUCAGGCCUUGGUCAGAGGCCACAUUGUGAGAAAGAACAGUACAAAUAUGCUCCGACGAAUGCAGGCAAUGGCCCGGAUCCAAGCCCGAGUCUGUGCCAAUCGGGCUUACAUGUCAGAUUCCUCAUACUCUAAUAGCAAGUCCUCCCAAUCCCACCACCCUGGCCAUUUUCGCGAAAAACAUGACCACCAACUUCGUGAAUAUAGCACCAAACUAGACCGAUCUGCAAUCCUGAAGAGAUGUAGUUCAAAAUCUAACAUCAAGAACCCGGUCAACCUCGAAAGGAAGUAUCCGAAUCCCAAUUGGUUAGACCAUUGGAUGGAAGAAUGUACAUGGAAUAAUCAUCGAGACAUUUCAUCUAAAGCUGAUGAUGAGAAGAGUGACAAGAUACUUGAAGUAGAUACUUGCAAGCCUCUCUUCAACUCUGUUCGAAGUAACAAAACCUUUCAAACACCAAAACCUCUUUCGGGUUGGAAUAACAACGAUCAGGGCUUCACAACAUUUGACUCUUUAUCAAGAAAAUUAACAAAACCUCUGGAACGAAAUCCAAGUUUAUCUUCUGGGGAAGUCUUGUCUUUAAGGUCCCGGAAUUUCCCUACCGAAGCAGAAGAGCAUCCGGUAUGGACUGCUGAGAACAGCCCACAAGUGUAUUCUGAAUUGUCUAGGCCGGGAAGUAGUGCCAGACGAGGUCCCUUCACCCCCGCGAGGAGUGAAUGCUCGCGAAGCCUUUUUGGUGGAUACUCUAGUCACCCGAAUUACAUGGCUAACACAGAGUCCUCCCGGGCUAAGGUCAGGUCCCAAAGUGCCCCUCGGCAAAGGGUGCAGUUUGGGGCACCUGGUUCAUGUUCAACUAAAAGUUUUCUUCAUAGUUCUUGCGACGUGGACACUCAAUCCGAGAGGGGUGUGGAUUUACAUGCUAAUUUCAGGACCAAAGCCUAUCCCGGCUCUGGCCGCACGCAUAGACUUGGGAUGCCAGUUCAAGGUGAUGUUGCCGGUCUUAAGCCCGUUCAUGGCGGUAAAUGCUAGAGUUGUGGUUGUACAUUUCCUAUGGUGGUUCGGAUGAGAUCUGAACAUGAUUAUCAACUUGUCCUUAAAAAGUUUUAACUUUUCAUCACUAAUGUAGAUAUUGAUUCGACCUUCUUUAAGUUCAAGAAUUGUGAAGCGAGUGUUCAUCUUCUUUUGUAGGAUUGUUUGUAAUGUGUGAUGCAAAUCAACUAUGGCCCAUUAAUGUUGUCACUUAAUUGUGCACUUGUCAUGUAUGUUGUCGAUACACCUUUGUGUUUUUCUUAAUCUAAAGCCAUUAAGGUUAGAAAACUCGAAAUCGCA